Messenger RNA from Micropterus dolomieu (smallmouth bass), 2030 nucleotides. RefSeq names its product PR domain containing 14 (gene prdm14). Gene Ontology annotation, biological process: regulation of transcription by RNA polymerase II. The record is from RefSeq and is a predicted model, not a curated record. Bases 182 to 1969 code for a protein of 595 amino acids. Gene Ontology annotation, molecular function: protein binding; RNA polymerase II transcription regulatory region sequence-specific DNA binding. The transcript is spliced from 9 exons. Lineage: Eukaryota; Metazoa; Chordata; Actinopteri; Centrarchiformes; Centrarchidae. Gene Ontology annotation, cellular component: nucleus.
ACCUGCUGGGCUUAUACCUGCACAAUUUGGACAUUUGUCUGCUGUGUUUGAUUUUAUACACGAGGGGGUUGUUCAAACUGCGGACAUGACAGAGACAACUUCAGUGUGAAACAUCUCUCAUUUAUUUAACAAGGAUACACUACCAUCUCCAUUUGAACCUUUGCUUCACCUCCGUGCUGACAUGUCGGUGUCCCUGUCCAGCAUCCCUGUAGUGCUGAAGGACAAGAGCUACCAUGGCGGCAUGCUGAAGGGCAGUCCCGCUCGCGGCUUCUACCCUGCCCCUCUCCCCGGCCCCCACCACUACUUGGACUUCUUCCCGCGGACUCAUAGCCUCCUCCACCCGCUCAAGUCUCUCGGUCGCCUGGUGUCCGACACUCAGGCGCCCCUGCAGCUCAGCCUGCAAGGCGGAGCCCCUCCGUUUCUCGGCCAGGGCAGCCACCACGCCUCGGUCCUGCACGAACACAUGUUGAACGCCUCCGGCAUCCCCUACCUGAGCCAGAUGUUGCCCGGACACCCGCUGUACUCCAAACCGGAGGAGCUGGCCGCUGUGGUGACCGAGCACGCCGCUGGCCCGCUUUCCUCGGACUUCAGCAGCCCGUCCAGUGAAAGGUCCUCUUCUUCCGCCACCUCACCGCCCAAGGAGAGUUUGUUUCGCCUCCGGGGCGCAGACCUGUCGCCAGAAAAAACGCGCACGUCUUAUAAUUUUAGCGAGGACGACUUGUUCAUGGUUCUUUACGGUUACUCCAGCGGCCAGGAGCGAAACGUGGGUCAUGCUAUAUCAGGACUGGCCCUGCCGGAAAAGUCAGUUUUGGAAUCUCACAUUCUCCCACUGGACAAAGAAACGCUUGAACUUCCAGAGGGGUUAACCAUCCUCCAGGCAGCUUGGGGAAACAUCUCGCACCAUGGGGUCUUCACAGACAAAAACAGCAUCCCUAAAGGGACGCGCUUCGGACCUUUCCAAGGAAAGCUGGUCAAUACAAGCGAGAUUAAAACCUACGACGACAACACCCUGAUGUGGGAGGUGUUUGAAAACGGCCGGUUGAGUCAUUUCGUGGACGGCAGGGGAGGCUCGGGAAACUGGAUGUCUUUAGUGAAGUGUGCUCGCUUCCCAGAUGAGCAGAACCUAAUUGCUGUACAGGUCCAGGGUCAGAUCUUCUAUGAGGCCUGCAAAGAGAUCCUGCCUGGACAGGAGCUGCUGGUGUGGUACGGAGACUGCUACAUGCAGUUCCUCGGCAUCCCCCUCACCCUGAAGGACUCCAGAGAGGACAGCAACGUGGUUCCCGCAGCUGAAGAUUCUGGUGAGGGUUUCAAGUGUGACAGAUGCGGGAAGGUGUUUGCAUACAAGUACUACCGAGACAAGCAUCUGAAGUACACGCGCUGCGUGGACCAGGGCGACAGGAAGUUCCCCUGUCACCUCUGCAACAGAUCUUUCGAGAAGAGAGACAGAUUAAGGAUCCACAUUUUGCACGUUCACGAAAAACACAGGCCUCACAAGUGCUCUGUAUGCGGGAAGAGUUUCUCGCAGUCGUCCAGUCUCAACAAACACAUGCGUGUGCACUCUGGAGAGCGGCCGUACAAGUGUGUCUACUGCAAUAAGGCCUUCACCGCCUCUAGUAUUCUGCGCACACAUAUCCGCCAGCACUCCGGAGAGCGGCCGUUCAAGUGCAAGCACUGCGGGAAGGCCUUCGCCUCCCACGCCGCCCACGACAGCCACGUCCGGCGGACCCACGCAAAGGACAAGCCCUAUUCCUGCAGCCUGUGCGGGGUUUCAUUUCAAGAGGAACAGGAGCUUCAAUACCACACGAAAAGUCAUAAAAAAGUCUUGGACAGCAAAAUUCCUCCGUCUGGAUUACAGGAGGACUCCGUGUUUCCAGCGAAGGACUAUCCUAAAAUACAGAAAAACGCCGGACAGAACCUCCCUUACACCGGGUUAACAGUUUUAAAUCCAGAAUAUCGGCCCUGGAACUAGUCUACACGAGCUAAACUGUAGGACUGGUUCUAACCGUGUGUGAUAUUUUAGAAGACGCAGA